UCCAAAUAACUAAUAUAACAGGAUGGGAUAGUCAGGGAGGACAAGGAAGUGUUAAUAUUCCACCAAUGUCUCUCAAAUACGUUCAACAAGGUAGGCUGGGUUUUAAAGUUCACUCUACACUACGUGUAGUGGGCUUCAUAGGGUGCAGAACAGUGUGGGUCGUGCCUCACGGAGUGCACCUACAGAGGGAGCAGGGAGCCAUUUGGCAUCCAGCCACACCAGCGAAUAGAAACCCGACAGGUGCUCUCGUACUAACGGAGAUAGCCGAGAAAAACGCAGUGCUGAAGAGUGUCCGGGUCUGAUGGAUGGAGGAGGCUGUUCAUGCUCACGCCAUGCUGUUACUGUGCUGCUAAUCUGAAUCAGCAACAUGGAGAUGGUUGUAGCUAAAAUCCUGUGCCUUCUGGGCAUGUUUGGCCUCAUGCUGAGCGCUAUUCUUCUCCCUGUGCGGGUGAUGCAGUCGGACCUGGACAAGGCUGUGCGCUACAGGAAGGCGGUGGCGUUCAGUAACUCAUUCGGAGGCGGUGUGUUUCUGGCCACCUGCUUCAAUGCGCUUCUGCCUGCUGUUCGAGACAAGGUGGAGCAGAUCCUAAACCUGCUGAAGAUCACCACCGACUACCCACUGGCCGAGACCAUGAUGAUGCUUGGCUUUUUCCUCACUGUGUUUGUCGAGCAGGCUGUGCUGACCUUCAGGAAGGAGAAACCACCCUUCAUCGACCUUGAGACCUUUAAUGCCGGCGGCUCGGAGGCAGGCAGCGACUCUGAGUAUGACACGCCGUUCAUCGCUCCAGCACGGAGCUCGCAUCAUCACUCGCAUAAUCACUCUCAUCACCACGGCCAUUUCAACCCUGCAGAACUAACACGAGCAGGACCACUGCGGCUCGCAAGCCUCGUCCUGGCCCUCUCCGCUCACUCAGUCUUUGAAGGCCUUGCUCUUGGGCUUCAGGAAGAUGGUGCUAAAUUAGGAAGCCUUUUCCUCGGAGUGGCGAUUCACGAGACCCUCGCAGCCAUGGCUUUAGGGGUCAGUGUGGCUAAAGCAGGACUGCAGCUUCGGGAUGCCAGCAAGCUGGGCAUCACGGUCAGCCUCAUGAUCCCCAUCGGCAUUGGCCUUGGAAUGGGUAUCGAGAGCGCCCAGAACCUGGCAGGAAGUAUUAUUUCUGUGGUGCUCCAAGGCUUGGCAGCAGGCACAUUUCUUUUUAUUACUUUCUUUGAAAUUCUCUCCCGAGAACUGGAGGACAAACAUGAUCGGCUCCUGAAGGUGCUUUUCCUCGUCUUAGGGUAUGGUAUACUGGCAGGUCUAGUCUUUAUCAAGUGGUGAUGGAUCUCAGCAGUUCCCAGAGCGAAUGAUCUACAGCAGGUUUCGCUUUUUGGAAUAGUUAACCCUCCUCAUUGCCAUAACCAAAGGGCCAGAGUUUUCUGAAUAUAUUCUAAAAAGACUUUUCUUAACUUGUUACUUGUUAAAUUUCUGUACCUAUGAAAUCAUACACUGGAUAUACAGAAACAGUAGCAUAUUAGAUGCAGAAAAGCGUUUUAACUGUAGUGAAGUGAUUUAUUACUGUGAACGUUGUUGGACGGGUGCUACUGCAGAUUUUAAAUGUUAUAUGUUAUUGAUUCAUUUGAUGCUAGAUGACUUUGUGAUAAACAUUGGAGAUACAGUCCCCGUUUUAUUUGUUUUAUACCUGAUUAAAAGGUUAGCUUCAGAGACA
Molecule: messenger RNA, 1703 nt
Organism: Pangasianodon hypophthalmus (striped catfish)
Lineage: Eukaryota; Metazoa; Chordata; Actinopteri; Siluriformes; Pangasiidae
Product: zinc transporter ZIP3
Exons: 3
Coding region: 368-1315 (315 amino acids)
Biological process (GO): zinc ion transmembrane transport
Cellular component (GO): plasma membrane
Molecular function (GO): zinc ion transmembrane transporter activity
Source: RefSeq, a predicted model, not a curated record